Messenger RNA from Cannabis sativa, 789 nucleotides. Its product is annotated as cytochrome b5-like. Gene Ontology annotation, molecular function: heme binding. Lineage: Eukaryota; Viridiplantae; Streptophyta; Magnoliopsida; Rosales; Cannabaceae. The coding region runs from base 158 to 562 and encodes 134 amino acids. The record is from RefSeq and is a predicted model, not a curated record. Gene Ontology annotation, cellular component: intracellular membrane-bounded organelle; membrane. The transcript has 4 exons.
UCCACAAAUAAUUAAUAAUAAUAAUAAAGAAAAGAAAGCAUUACAUUUACUUAGUGACUCUGACAAGGUUUGACGAGUGAGAGAGAACGAAGAAGAAGAAGAAUUCUCUUCCUUCGUAAAAGCUUUUCUCCCUCGUUUGUAACGCCCAUUAAGAAUAAUGGCUUCAGAUCCAAAGGUGCACAAAUUCGAAGAAGUGGCUCAACAUAACAAGACCAAGGAUUGUUGGCUAAUUGUUUCGGGAAAGGUGUAUGAUGUUACGCCAUUUAUGGAUGAUCAUCCCGGAGGAGAUGAAGUGCUGCUAUCAGCUACUGGGAAAGAUGCAACCAAUGAUUUUGAAGAUGUAGGCCACAGUGAUUCAGCUAGAGAAAUGAUGGAGCAGUACUACAUAGGAGAGAUUGAUGCUGCAACUGUUCCGCUAAAACGGACCUACAUUCCACCGCAGCAAACUCCACACAAUCCCGAUAAGACACCUGAGUUUGUCAUCAAAAUUUUGCAGUUCUUAGUUCCGCUUUUAAUCUUGGGUUUAGCAUUCGCUGUCCGACACUUCACCAAGCAGGAAUAGGUUCAGAUCAGAACUGUAGAGAAGGGCAGAGUGGUUACUAUGCAUUUGGAAGAACAGUUAUUUUUUGCAGCCAUUGUUUAAUUAUGUGCUCUUCUAAUCAAAUUGAGAGUCUGUUUGAGUUGAUUAGUUUCUGUGUUGUUCUCUGUUUUCUAUGUUCUUCAGUUCAUUUUAGUUGGAACUCAACUUAUAAGUUAUAAUAACAACAGUGUGCUCAGUUUCAUUGUUUA